UCCAUCCGAUUGUUAUGCCAUUACAUUUUCGAAAUUUUAUAAAUUGAAAAAGUUACAAAUUAUGAGCGAGGAGAACAAUGAAAAUUCUUCUAAAAUCCAAAGUGACAAUGAAGAUGCGGAUGAUUUCGCUAUAAUUUCUAAAAGUGAUAACAACGAAGAAAUUGUUACCGCGACUACGAGUGCAGAAUGCGUGGUCGACUCCACGUUGAAUCCAGUGGAGACAGAAUUGGGAAUCAAUUCUUCAAGGGAAAUGAGCCAACAAAGUCAAACUUCAGUGGAGGACGAGCCGAAAAUCAAUCCUUCAGUGAAAAUCAGCCAACAAAGUCAGGCUCGAUCCAUGGUCGAUACUUCAUCGAAUGCAAUGAGUCAACAAAGUGAAGUCAUUUCAAUGUCCAGCAUUGGAAACAACCAGACGAAUUCUAAUUCGUCCGCGUCUGGAACGAACGACAGCAAAAUCAAUUCUUCCGAUCGUUCAGGAAGUUCGUACAUUUCGAGUGAAUCGGAACGAACUUCAUCGGAAGGUUUCAAUCGCCAUGAAAUUGAGGAAUCCGUUCUAGAUAUGAUCAGACAUAUCGAAGACGAAAUUGAAGCAGAAGAGCACGAUGGUUCAGAUCAAUUCCAAAACAUGGAAAUGAAAAUCAAAACAUCACGGGUAAUGGUUGCUAUUGAACAGAUGAUUCAGAAGUUGGAAAUAGCGUUCUGUCUGCCGUACAUUUUUGUGGAAAAUAUGCACGACAUGAACAAACUGUGCGGCGACUCGUUUGUGAGCAAAUUGAUGAAUGAAUAUUGUAAGGUACGUGACGAGGACAUCGACGUUUGCAGAUUCCAGCCGAUCGUUAUAAACUGCAUUAAUGAUGCUUUCGAAGCGGGAUUCAGUGAAUUUGUUGACCUUCAUCGGAGUAAGAUUCCGGAAACAGAAACCAAGCUGCUAUCGACAAUGAUUCAGUUUAAGUGUAUGGCCGAAUGGCAAAUGGAAAUGUCGGCUAUCAAGGCGAUGAAUAAGGAGAAAACUUUACACAAAAUGUGGACGAAAAACGAAAAGAUCAAAACAAAAAUUUCUGAAAUGCAGGAACAGUACGAAAAUUAUCGGAAUAAAAUGCAGGAAUUGGUGAACGAGAAGAGCAAAACAAUUGCAACGCAUAACGAGACCAUUGCUGAUCUGGAAAGACGUAACACACUUGAUAUCAAUGCAGAAAUAUUCAAAUCCAACAAAGAAAUGCGACGACUAUGUGUCAGCAGUGAAGAGAAACAGAGGAUUCUUACGGCCGAACUGGAACAAAUCAAGGAAACUUACGAGAAAUUGGUUCAGAAUAAUUUGUUGGUGGAGAAAAAGCUUCGCGACCAAAAAUCGAAAACCAGACAAAAACUGCAGACUGUACUGACGAAAUAUGACACUGGUGUAGGCGAACGUUUUGCUGAACUGAUGAGAAUACGAUGCGAUUUGGAGGACGAAACUGUGCUGUAUGAAAAUAAAGUGAAGGAAUUCCAGCGUCAAGAGAUUGAAUACAAUCAGAUUAUGUUCGAUAAAGCAGAAGUUGAAGCGAAAGUCAGAGAAGAAAAGUUGCUGUUGUUCAUGAUGAACCGGUCGGCCAGAAUUAUUCAAAGGGCUUACAAGAAAAUGAUGAAAAAGAGGAAGAAGGGAAAAAAGGGAAAGAAAGGAAAAAAAAGAGCCAAAAAGGCCAAAAAGUAAACUAACAAUCCGAAACCCAAUCAAGACACAUUUCCAUUAAGCGAAGAAGUGUUGAAAAAUCGCAAAUUUCAAUUUAUUGGGCCAAAAAAAUGUUUUUUUAGUUUUUAGUUUUAUUUUGUGUUAAAUUAAUAAUAAAAAGAGUGAAUUUUUGUUC
Messenger RNA from Bradysia coprophila, 1844 nucleotides. RefSeq lists its product as uncharacterized. The record is from RefSeq and is a predicted model, not a curated record. Lineage: Eukaryota; Metazoa; Arthropoda; Insecta; Diptera; Sciaridae.